AUGUUAUAAUUAAUAUUUUAAGAAAAUAAUAAUAUAUUAUAUAAGCACUUAAGAUUGAAUUAAAAGAAGUUGAAAUGUAAUUUUCAUACCAAUUUCUAAGCACUGAUUCUAGUUGGCUCUGUAGCAACACGUUUACCCACAUUUGUAAGAGGUGAAUUCAUCGGGGAUUGCAUAGGAGAACCAAGCGGAGAUUCAAAGCCAUUGUUGAAUGAAUAUCGAAAGGGAGAGCCUAAUUUAUUUCUCAAAGGAGGUCCUAAUGUAUUUAUUUGAGGAGUUCCUAAUCCUGAUCUUAAUGGAGAGCCUAAGGGGGACCCUGCUACAAAAGACAUAGAGUUAAUUGCUUUUUGAUCCUGCAAGUUGCUUGAACUCUUGAUGAUAUUGAUAGAGAGUUCUUUAUAUCUAUGAUAUCUCUUAAUCCAAGGACUCAUUUGUAUUUCACUCGUUGUAGGCCUUCGAUACGGAUCGUUUUCCAACAUUUAUUUGAUCAAUGAUUUGCAUUCUUCACUAAUUCCGAAUUUGAAAAACAAUUAUCCAAC
Paramecium octaurelia is the source of this 536-nucleotide messenger RNA. NCBI's taxonomy places the organism in Eukaryota, Ciliophora, Oligohymenophorea, Peniculida, Parameciidae. The record is from the annotation of a GenBank genome assembly.